Ambispora leptoticha is the source of this 477-nucleotide messenger RNA. Lineage: Eukaryota; Fungi; Glomeromycota; Glomeromycetes; Archaeosporales; Ambisporaceae. The record is from the annotation of a GenBank genome assembly.
AUGGCUUUAUCUCGUAGCAACUGGGGUGGCAACUGGGGUGAUAACUGGGGUUGGCCCAACCGUGAUUUCGGUUUGACACGCUAUUCUCCUUGGAAUGAUUUUGGCUUAAACACUUGGGGAGGUUUGGGAGAUGUCGGCGGUGGUGCUUUAACUACUGGCUUUAGGCCUUCUGUGGAUGUACGCGAUACCGGAAACGAAAUCGUCGUUCACACCGAACUUCCUGGUGUCCCUAAAGAAAAUGUUAACAUUGAAAUUCGCGACAACAACCUAUGGAUUAGCGGAAACACUUCUGAAGAAAAUGAACGUCGAGAAUGGAAUGGAUGGAUUCGCGAACGCCGAUCUGGCCGAUUCACGCGAUCAAUCCCAUUGCCGACCAGCAUUGAUACUGAGAAAGUGCAAGCUAAAUUCGAUCAAGGAGUUCUUGAAAUCAUCGUACCACGCACCGAAACCGAAAAGAAAACCAUUACAAUUCAAUAA